AGCGACCCGAAGCGAGUGAGCGCGAGAGCAGGAGGGGGAUUUCCAGCGCGAGCCUCUACUUCCCCUCCUUCCAGUCGUUGUUUUGCUUUCGGUCUUGACAUAGAAACAGAAAAAACGCGACGUACUCACUUUUGGUUUUCCACAUUUAAAAAAAAACAAAAACCCACACGCACACAAGAAAGAAGUUGUCAAGUGUUCGUCAUUCCAUUCAGUGAGACGCAGCGAAGCUACAGGCCGUUUGUGAACAGGUCACAAUGCCAGUAGAAAGGAUGAGGAUGCGACCAUGGUUGGAGGAUCAAAUAAAUUCAUGUCAGAUACCAGGACUUAAAUGGGUUAAUAAAGAAAAGAGAAUCUUCCAGAUCCCAUGGAUGCAUGCUGCACGUCAUGGCUGGGACCUGGAGAAAGAUGCUCCACUCUUCAUGAGAUGGGCCAUACACACUGGUAAAUUCCAGCCAGGCAUUGACCGUCCAGACCCAAAGACAUGGAAGGCUAAUUUCCGCUGUGCUAUGAACAGCCUGCCAGACAUUGAGGAAGUGAAGGACAAAAGCAUCAAAAAGGGAACCAAUGCCUUCAGAGUUUAUAAGAUGCUCUCCAGUACAGAGAGAAGUAUGAGGAAAGGAAAGAAGAAGAUGGACAAAGAGGGGAGGCCAAAGGAAAAUAAAGAGGAAGCUUCUUCGUUUCCAGAUAGGAUUCUUCUCCAAGCUAAUGCAGGACCUAUUGACUAUUCUAAACAGGAGGUGGUCAAGCAGGAAGGCAUUGAGCUAACAGUGAUGGACAGUGCUUCAGCCAUUCACAGUCCAGUCUAUGAAAACGUGAUCACAAGUGAGCAGCUGCCAUUCGUCUGUCAGACAAUUGAAGUAACCACUGAGAAUGAAGAGCAUACUGUUAGCUCCUCCCACUCGUACCCGCUCCAAAUCUCCCCUGUGUCUUCAUGCUACGGCAGUGACACAGACAGUGACAAUGAGGACAGUAAAGAGCGUGUUGGUGCAGGCUGGAGGCGGAACUACAGCGCAUCAGUCCUCAAAGUCCCCACAUGUUCUCUGCCAGGCAUGGACACCUUUGUCAGCUCAAACAAGCCUAACUUUAGGGUCACCAGCACACGAGACCCAGACCCUCUCAUCAGCUACCACACCGAGGGCUGGACGCCGACCCACAACCAGGACUCUCUCGCAUCCUCAGUGAGCAGCCAUGAGAUGCGUGCAAGUGUCAUCAUGAAAACCUCAGAUGUUGCAUCGUCCUGACCCCAGAUAAGGAAGCAUGAUAGCCGCCCACAGGUCGUAGGAAUGACAGAGUAUGUUGGUCACAUGGUGCCUAAAAGACACCAAACCAUCAAAUCUGUGAUUUUUUUUUAAUUCUCGCAUCUGUUUGUCCCCUCACUUUUCCUCUUUAAUUGGAAAAUGGCAGACUUGUCCAUUAAUUGAUGAACACUGACACCGUUAAUAUUUUGUUUGUUUGUUUGUUUGGCUGUGAAGGACUGUGUGAUGUAAAGUUCAUCAUCUUGCCACGUCUGUGAGGGUUUGCAGCUGAUUCAGUUCCAGCUUAAAAUGUUUGAACAUGUGGAACACACACACUGACAAGCAUGCAUGAAUACUGCAUGUGUUAUUGUCCGUGUUCACUUUGUUUUGUAAGAUAAUUAGUCCUUUAGACACUGAAAUCAUCCAUGUGUCCCUAUUGGAUCAUUUCCCCCAGAAUAUUCUAUGAUGAAUAAUGACAUUCUGCACUUUAAUCAUGUGAUGAGAUAGAUUUUAUCUUUUUCUUUAAUUGCACAGCCAGUCUGUAGCCAGAUUUUAAAGUAGAUCCAGUGGAUCGUGAUUUUUAAUUAGGUAAAUUAGUAUUAGUGCUGCAUCUUUUACAGACGAGUGUCAAAGUCCUUUUCAGACAUAAAAAGUUAAAAAGUGUUUUGCAACAUAUAAAAAGGUAAACACGCAGAACAGAAGCCGUAGAGUUAAUACAGGAACAUAGGAACUUUAAAAGCUGUGUGCAGCCUCGACAGCAGCUAAGACAUGCAUUUCCUGUUCAAAGAGGCUCUAACAAUUUGUCAUGAAGACGUUAGAACCAAUAACAAAAGCAGAUUAGAAAUAUAUAAGUUAUAAAUAAGUCGUAUGCCCAUGUCAAUGUCCUGACACGAGUGUCUGAUGUCUUAACCUUAUUUUACUUGGUCACCAGUCACAGGAGAACCCACUGGUCAUUGGUCGCACACUGGUGUAACUCAACUGUUAACAGGAAAUGUUGUCUUAAGUGCUUUACUGGGACACAUGGAUGAACAGAGAUUAUAAAAUCCUGUAAGCAACGUGUGCCUUCAUCAUCAUGCAACAACCGAGAGUAAUUGUAAUGCGGAUGUUAUUUUUCUGUUGGCAAACCAGCUCGACUAGCAGCAAUUUACAAUCAUUAUGAAGGCCCAGAGUGUGUGUGUGUGUGUGUGUGUGCGUGUGUGAGAGAGUACAUGUCUGUCAGGAAACCUCAGGUAAAAAGUGCCCAUCAACACACAGACAGAUGAGUGAACAACAGACUGUGAACAGUGGAGACAUGUUAAUAAUGUACAUAGCUCAUACGUAUGUAAUGUAUGCCUUCAAGCCGCUUCUGCACCUUAUGGAUAGCACUGCUGUGUGUGUGUGUGUGUGUGUGUGAGUGUGGGAGGGAGGGAGGCGUGUUAUUGAACACAUGUGCCUUUUCAUUGUGUGUGUGUGUGCUUCUCAGUCUGUCAGUGACACAUGUGAGUAGCUGUGGUCAGCUGUGAGUGUGUGGAGACAGACUGAUCAUAGAGGAAUGAAGAGUUGACGGCCGCAUUAAACAUUGUUGCCUUCUGUUAAAAUGCUUCACUUUAAAGUAACGAUGCAACAGGGAGGAGGAAAGUGGCUGUGAUCACGAGGAAUACAGAGUGAUACGUACAUCACAGCAGAAGUCGCUCGCCUGUUUCUCUCCAUUUCUCCUGGAAACAUCCAGCUUCAUAAUAACCACUGAUUUUUACAGUCUGUAAAUCUCUACACGCACAGAGAGAAUCUCUCUUUUUUAUCCCAAAAGUUGCAAAUGUUUGAGUUGUAUGUGCACAGAGUGAUCUGUUAAUGCAGCAAAGACUUGAGUUUACAGAAGCCAAUGUUGUUUAAUCAUUGAUGUAAAAUGGAAAUGAUCUCCUUUAUCUUAGCUUGCUUAAAGGUGACUGAAUGAGUUCGCAGCUAGCAGGCUAAAGCUUUCAGCAGCGCUCCAGUGGGAACAGCUCUAAACGUUAGUGUGGGCAAACGGAAAUCUAAAAUAUAUUUGAAUCAAAUUCUUGUAGAUUUUGACACUGGAUGCCGAUUCAUAUCAUGGUGAAAUGAUUUAAGGUUGUCAUUGAAUCAAAGGGGUUUGGGCUUAUUUGACUACAGAUUUGGAAUUUGAGACACUUCACCAAAUGUCUCUGUAAUUACUUUUUUGUCACUCACUGAUGAAGAGAAAAAUCUCCUCUGUGGUUACACUUCACAAUACUAGGAAAGUUGAAGCCAUGACCGACAGCUGCCUUCUUUAAACGCACGUCUUCACUGAGCCUCUCCCAACACUAUAUUGAAUACUAAGAGUCAGGAUUUCUGCAGCCGUGUUGUUGUAGUAACUCAGUCAGAAGUUAAAUUUGCCAAUUUUCUUUAUGUGCCAACAACAAUUGAAUUUCUAGUGUUACUGGCACUGGAGCUUGUAAUGACUUGAAAUGUACAAGUUCCACAGGAUCUGCUCUGAUGAUCAAAUGUUGAGAGUCUCCUGCCUCAACAAGCCUGACCAUGGAAAUCUAAAGGAACGUCAUGGAAUAAACUCCACUGCACUUAUGUUUGUGUUUUCAUUGUGGCUGUUAAUCAGCAGGGGAAGUGCUUCGUCAUUUUUAUUUAUCUCGUGUUUUUGUCUAAUUUUCCUAACCUGAUUUUGCCUUAUGUGAUUGAAAGCCACUGAGUUACAGUGGUGUUAAAAUUAAGGUGUGUCUUAAUCUUGGCUCAAGGACAUCCUGACUCAACGGGGAAGAAAAGGUAACAGAUAAUACAGUGCAGUAAAGGAGUUGUAACCACAUUCUGUUCAUUCAGCAUUCAUUCUGACAACUGUGUGAAUCAACAUGUACAAAUGAAUAAAGACUUUUGUAUUUA
Solea senegalensis (Senegalese sole) is the source of this 4100-nucleotide messenger RNA. RefSeq names its product interferon regulatory factor 2 (gene irf2). Gene Ontology annotation, molecular function: RNA polymerase II cis-regulatory region sequence-specific DNA binding; DNA-binding transcription factor activity, RNA polymerase II-specific. The transcript is spliced from 9 exons. Gene Ontology annotation, cellular component: nucleus. The coding region runs from base 255 to 1241 and encodes 328 amino acids. Lineage: Eukaryota; Metazoa; Chordata; Actinopteri; Pleuronectiformes; Soleidae. The record is from RefSeq and is a predicted model, not a curated record. Gene Ontology annotation, biological process: immune system process; regulation of transcription by RNA polymerase II.